Chroicocephalus ridibundus (black-headed gull) is the source of this 798-nucleotide messenger RNA. RefSeq names its product proline-rich protein HaeIII subfamily 1-like. The record is from RefSeq and is a predicted model, not a curated record. Bases 1 to 798 code for a protein of 265 amino acids. Lineage: Eukaryota; Metazoa; Chordata; Aves; Charadriiformes; Laridae. The transcript has a single exon.
AUGCAGCCCUACCUGCCCGCCGGCCGCCCGCUGCUCCCGGCGGCCCCCACGGGGAGGGACCCCGUGGCUGAGGGGAGCCUGCUGGUACCUGAGGGGAGCCCGCCGGCGCCCGAGAGGAGACCCCCGAUGCCCGAGAGCAGCCCCCCGGUGCCUGAGGGGAGCCCCCCGGUCCCGCUCUCCGGCCCCCAGCGGGGCAGCUUCCCCCGACGCCCUCCCCCAGCUCCCCGGCCGGCCGUGGGGAGCCCGCCCCGUCCUCUCAGCCCGCAGAGGCUCCAUCCAGCCCCCGAGCCGCCCUGGGUGCCCCCGGCACCCCGCGACACGGCCCCGGCCCCACAGGAGGAAGGGGCGGCAAAGGGACCCCCCUCACAGCCGUACGCCCGGCAGGGCAGGAGCACGGAAAACUCCUCUUCCACUCCGCGCUCCCGCCAAACAAAACUUGCCAGGGGGCGGCCGCCACCUCCCCACGAACCGCCACCUUCCCUGCCCGCUCUGACACGGCCCAACUUCCCGAAACCUUCCCAAAAAAAUCCCCCCCCCCCACGCCCAGUCAAGGGCAAACGGCCGGGCGGCGGGACCGGGCGGCCCCCACGGCUCCGCGCCCGCCGCCGGGCGGAUCGGAGCGGCAGCCGGCCGGUGCCACUCACCUUCCCGCGCCUCCGCCUUAUCCCUUCGCUCGCGGGCUGCAACUUCCAGUCUUUCCCACAACUGCCAUCUUCCACCAGAGCGCCGGGGGAAGGAGCGGAGCGGGGAGGAAAAGUUGCGGCGACGGCGGCUGCCGCGGGGAUUAGGUGGCCAUAG